Messenger RNA from Symsagittifera roscoffensis, 1562 nucleotides. RefSeq names its product zinc finger protein 90-like. Gene Ontology annotation, biological process: regulation of transcription by RNA polymerase II. Gene Ontology annotation, cellular component: nucleus. The transcript is spliced from 2 exons. Bases 117 to 1562 code for a protein of 481 amino acids. NCBI's taxonomy places the organism in Eukaryota, Metazoa, Xenacoelomorpha, Acoela, Convolutidae. The record is from RefSeq and is a predicted model, not a curated record.
AACACCGAGGCGGGUUCUGCAUAGAAGAGUUACUGAACGUAGUACACCGGCCAUCAACAUCGGUAGUGACCACAGCAGCACAACGCUUGAAUGUUUGUACUCCAAACACUCAUUUCAUGACAGGAAGCUGCGUCUCGGCUUCUGUUAUCGGCUCGGCUAACGAGAACAGAGUUAAGAAUCAACGCAGUUUGAGCUCCGAAGAGGAAGCUUUCAUGCAAAGAGAAGAAAUUUCAGAAGAUACGAGCCGCCAGUCACUGAUGCCGCUUGAUUGGAGCAACCCGAGAAACCAGUUCGGCUCGGACCAGGAAGUCAAAGAGGAGAUAUCGGAAACAAGCGAGAGUCCAAACAAGAUAAACUACGAAAAAUGCGAGAUGGAUUUGAUGGGAAAUGAAAACAAAGACGAACAAAACAACUCGACAAUCAAAAUGGAAGCCGAAACCGAACUAAUUGACGUUGAAAUUGUAGAUGAUGCGAACUAUUCGACUGAACAAGAAAUGUUUGACUGUGACUCUCAAAAUGGGCUAGCAGAGAACAAACAUCAUGUUUCCAACGGAACUUUGAAUCAGGCUAAAAACUUUGGACAAGUCCAAAAAUUUCUGCAAUUUGGUCAUCCGGAAGCAAAUGCUCUUGACUCUGAGCAGCCUGCUUGGCUGAGCAUGGAAAACGCUUCCGAUCAAUUUGAGCACGAGAAAUUGCUACAACAACCUCAACUUGGAUUUGAUUCCGAUGCCGGAGGGCAAGUAUUGAAUGUGUUCUCUAGAAUUGGGAAUUAUCCUUUUUCUUCAUCGUACUUUAGAGGUUUACUGAAACCCGCAGCUUCGCACGAUUCGAUUGCAUAUGCUUGUAAUGUGGGAGAUGAACCGUCGCCUCGUACCUCUAGCAAUGAAAAGUACGUGUGCAAAUUCUGUCACAGAGUGUUCCCUCGGUCAUCUAAUUUGACUAGACAUCUCAGGACUCACACGGGAGAGCAGCCGUACGCGUGCAAGUACUGCAACAGAGCCUUCAGUAUAUCGAGUAAUUUGCAGCGACAUGUGAGGAAUACACACAGCAAGGAAAAACCCUACCAAUGCGAGGUGUGUAACAAAGCCUUCGGUCAGCAGAAUAAUUUGAAACGACACAUGAAAAAGCACGAGCGUAGAAGCUCGAGUUCUUCCGCCUCCAACUCAAACCUCAUAAAUGCAUCCGGUGACACCACGCCCGAGCUCUUGACACCAAAGAACUCAUCAAUGCGAACCCACGCGACAUUCGAGGUCAUAUCGGGAGAAAUUAGUCACAGGACACCGGCGAUAUUCCCAAGUGAUAUUGCCAUUCAAAUGAUACCACCCACAGGAUCCAUCGGCGUCCUUCCCACGUCAUCUAUUUUGCCAAUCAUUGAAGGCUGUCCUUUCUCUCUUCCCCAGCUCGCAAGGAAGACGGUCAUUUGUCCCAACCCGAGUGUGAAUCUUGAGUCAUCGCCUGAGUCGGAUGUCAUUUCGCAUCCGAAGAGUCGACGAGACCGAGAUGUAGGACACAGUAUAGCUGGAAAAACAGAUGUACCAGAUGUACUGCUCGAAAAACAGUAG